AUGACAGAGCCUGCAAAUCCAGAAAAGGUAUAAAAUUAAAGAACUCGAAUGAUUGGCAACUAUGCGAUAGGGAAAACUCUUGGGUUUGGAACAUUUGGGAAAGUGAAGAUGGCCAUCCACGAAUAAUCAGGAGAGAAAGUGGCUAUCAAAAUAUUAGAGAAGGAUAGAAUAGUAGAGACAGCAGAUGUGGAGAGAGUUCAGAGAGAGAUUCACAUUCUGAAAUUAGUUCGACAUCCACAUAUAAUUUAAUUAUAUGAAAUAAUUGAGACUCCAAAGCAUAUCUUUUUGGUAAUGGAAAUGGUGAAUGGAGGUGAACUAUUUGAUUACAUAGUGAAAAAUACAAAGUUGGAGGAAGUGGAAGCUUGCAAAUUAUUUUAAGAACUUAUUGCAGGAAUAGAAUACUUGCAUAAGAUUAGAGUUGUGCAUAGAGAUUUGAAACCAGAAAAUUUAUUACUUGAUAAAGGGAAGAACCUCAAAAUUGUUGAUUUCGGAUUAUCAAAUACAUACAAGAAUGAAGAAUUAUUGAAGACAGCAUGUGGCAGUCCUUGCUACGCUGCUCCUGAAAUGAUCGCUGGUAAGAAGUAUCAAGGAUUGCGAGUGGAUCUUUGGAGUUCAGGAGUUAUACUAUUUGCUUGUUUGUGUGGGUAUCUCCCCUUUGAAGAUCAAAAUACAUCCGCCUUAUACAAAAAGAUCUUAAGUGGCACUUAUUAAAUGCCAUCUCAUUUGUCAAAGGAUGCCUAGUCUAUGAUUACUGGCAUUCUAACUGUGGAUCCUGAAAAGAGGUUCACUAUUGAAACAAUACACAAUCAUCCUUGGUUUAAAAUAUAUAGUCGAUCCUAUGAAAUUCCCCCAGGAAUAGUUGUAGGGUACAAUAGAAUUCCAGUAGAUUAAGAUAUCUUAAAGUAUUUAAAAUCCUUUGGGAUUGACAUAGAUUACGCUUAAAAAUGUCUAGAUGCAAAUAAACACAAUGAUAUUACCACAUUCUAUCAUCUGUUAUUAAAGAGACAUUUGACGAAUGGAGGCAGAUCCACUGCUGAUCUGAACUCUGAGUCUUUUGAUAUUAGAUUACUAGAACCAAAGUAAAGACCCAAUAAAGCUCCAAUAAACUCAUUAGUGAACAAUGAGAUAAUUAAAUAGUAGAUGAGAGAUGAAAUAAUCAAAUAGAGGUCGUAUUCUAAUGAUAAAGAUAGAGGAAGGAUUAUUAAGACAACAGAACAGAAUAAUAAAAUAUUAGCUGAUAAUGAUUAGAGUGUGAAUCGUGUAGGGAGAAAUGGAUAAGCAUCAAGUGUUCAGACUAGAUAGAAAGAUGAGAAUUAUUUUGAUCAAUCUCCCAAUAUCAAAAAGCAUAACAGCAAAAUACCAACAACAAAUAUCCUAAAUAACAUUUAUGGAACAAAAACAAAAAAUAACAACAUAGCCUCUACUGAACACAGAAAUAGGGAUGAGGGUAAGAAAGUAAGUUCAAGAAAUAAAAAGGAGUUAGAUAUGACCAAUCCUCAUAGAAAUACUAAUAGAGAAUUUCAGUAGAUCAAUAGAAUUCUUUAGAGUGGAGGCAGAUCCCAGAAUCAUAAAAAGGAGAGAGUUUAUGUUACCAAUUAGAAUAAUUAAUCCUUUGAUGCCCCUUAGAAUUUAAAUUAGUCAGGUAAACAGAAAAUCUAUCAUAUUCAAAAGUUUGGAUAUUAUGAAUGA
This is a messenger RNA of Paramecium tetraurelia, 1689 nucleotides long. RefSeq lists its product as uncharacterized. NCBI's taxonomy places the organism in Eukaryota, Ciliophora, Oligohymenophorea, Peniculida, Parameciidae. The record is from RefSeq and is a predicted model, not a curated record. Gene Ontology annotation, molecular function: ATP binding; protein serine/threonine kinase activity. Gene Ontology annotation, biological process: intracellular signal transduction; protein phosphorylation. The transcript has 6 exons. Gene Ontology annotation, cellular component: cytoplasm.